Verticillium nonalfalfae is the source of this 2079-nucleotide messenger RNA. RefSeq lists its product as uncharacterized. The record is from RefSeq and is a predicted model, not a curated record. Gene Ontology annotation, biological process: DNA-templated transcription; regulation of DNA-templated transcription. NCBI's taxonomy places the organism in Eukaryota, Fungi, Ascomycota, Sordariomycetes, Glomerellales, Plectosphaerellaceae. The coding region runs from base 1 to 2079 and encodes 692 amino acids. The transcript is spliced from 3 exons. Gene Ontology annotation, cellular component: nucleus. Gene Ontology annotation, molecular function: zinc ion binding; DNA binding; DNA-binding transcription factor activity, RNA polymerase II-specific.
AUGUCUUCCGGCGUGGUCCGCUCUACCGCCCUGAGGGCCGGCGGCGCCUGUGUGCGAUGCCGCAAGGGCAAGACCAAGUGCGUCUACGAGAACGGUCGCGCUCCUUGCAAAAACUGCGCCAAGGGCAUGCACGAAUGCUAUCUGCCAUCCGAGUCGAUGGGCGGCGCGUCGCCGGCUCGACACGCCUCGCAUCGUCCCGCCAGGGAGAGUCUGCCUGCUGUGGGCGCCUCAAACCCCGACACGCGUGUCGCGAAUCCGGCCGCCGUUACCUCGCGUCACGGUCAGGCCAUUAUCGCAGAGAAGCUCACGCCCGAACUCGUCCAGGAAUGCGAUCGUGUCAUCUCCAAGACAUAUCCCGCCUGUGUCGUUUUCCACAAGCCGACCUUCCUCGGUCAGCUGAAGACCUCGUCUAUGGACCCGGCCCUAGUCUACGCUCUUCUCACCUGUGCCGCUCGGAGCUCACCCACGUUGAUCCGUCGAUAUGGCGCCCAGUCGGGUGGUGGUGCCACGGGCGCCGCAGAGCACUUUGCCGCCAAGGCUAUGUCCAUGAUCAACCACAACCUCGAUGCCCCAUCCCUGGCUGACAUUCAGGCCAUCUGCCUCGUUAUUAUCCACGAGUGGGGCUCGAGAAACGCUGUCCGUGCCUACAUCUACCUCGGCCAAGCUACGCGCAUGGUCCAGAUGUAUCGUGUCAUUCAUAGCCACCACGCCGACCCCGGAACUACCGAGCGCUUCCUCGAGGACGAGUCCUUCCGUCGCGUUAUCUGGCUGCUCUACAUCCUCGACUGCCUCUUGACGAGCCACCCUGGUCGCCAGCCCGCUCUUUCGGGUGCCGACACCAUCGACGUCUCACUGCCAUGCACUGACAUGAACUUUGCCUUUGGCAACGCCGUCUUCGUCCAGACUCUGAGCCUGACCGACCCCCCUCGCCUGCCUCCCGGCGCCCAUGUCGACAACAUUGGCGAAUUUGGCCACAUCGUCAUGGCCACACGAAUCUGGCGUGACGUCAUCCAGAUGCUGAUGAGCACGUCGACCGAGACGUUCAGCGACGCCACGUGCAGCCAGAUUAUGGGCGCCAUUGACGACCUGCGCCGCUCUCUGCCCAUGCAAUAUGCCGACAAGCCCGGCCAGGUCAAUCUUCACAUCACCAUGGGGUCCGGUUUCACGUACGCCAUGCUGCACUGCAUGCUGCACUGCUCCUCCAUCUUCAUCAACCGCCGUCGCCUGCUGCAGUAUGUGACGGCUCACGAUUUCAACCUGGAGACGUGGCGUGUUACGCCGCAGUGCCACGAGCUCAUCGACCGCCUCUUCACAUCGUGCCACAGCACCAUCGCCAUGCUGACGGCUCUCGAGACGGGCUUUGAAAAGGAGGCCAACCUGUGCUUCCCCAUUGUCAUGCUCUUCUCCGCCUUCACCGCCAGCGCCACCGUCGCUUACCUCUCCCUCAAGGCCUUGACGCCCCCCAACGCCGUCGAGACGGCCGCCCACAUCGUCCGUGACGGCCUCCGGUUCAUGCAAGACGGUGUCGAGACGUGGCCUCUGAUCGCAUCGUGGCUGCGUCACCUGACGGUCAUGCACCGCGUGCUGGCCAACGACGGUUCUGCUCCGAUGCCCCAGGGAGGACCCGACCACCCGAUGGUCUCGAUUAAGGACGAGGCCGCAUCGAACCCCGACUCGAGCAGCCACGCCGAUGCCAUGGACUACGACCAGGUCUCUUCCCACGGUCCCGCCCAUAGCGCGCACAACCAUGCCGGAAGCGUCAGCGAGAGCGGAAGGGAUAGCGAACCCCCGGUGCCGCUGCCCCGCCGGCCCGGUGUCACGACCAUCAACGGCGGCUCUGGAAGCAUCGCUGGAACGCCUGCUACCACCAACAGCCCACCGCCGGCGCCGGCGUCGGAGCCCAAGCGCUCGCCAUCGGCGGUGCCUGCGCCUCCGAGCAACGGCAAUGGGACCCACGAGACCGAGCGUCCCUCCAACCCUGUGCCGCAAGACAUGACGGCUGUUGAGCUCUGCUCGGCCUUUGAGCGCCAGCUCCUGGAACUGGACGACCUUGCUGCCUUUAUGGGCGGCGGUGUAUGA